CUAUGAGUUGUGACAAGAUGAGGGUGGACGGUCUGUGUGUAUCCGGAGUGCAUGCGCUUUGAAUGUUUGCUGGUUGGAUAAUGGGAUCAGGUUACUACUAUUAUACGGCAAUGAGGCUUCAUUCACUUCUUUCCUUUUAGCCAUUGCGCUCACCUGAUUCUUGCUCUUGCCGUUUGGCUCCCCUUCAUCACAUUCCAUCAUCACCUGGGCCUGUUCUCCAUCGCUCCUGCCUGUUUUCUACAACCGAAUGCGACGGCUAUAGAAAACAAAAGAACGCCAGCAUAUUUAUUCUCAAGCUGUAUUACGCUUCUAUUUAUCCACCAUCAGUUUCCUUUUCUCUUUUUGACCUGCCACCAUGUCUCCACGUCGUUCUCUGCGUCCUCAUGCUUUGCGCGCAACUUCCCAGGAACUGGAUUCUAACAUGGAAAGCAGGUCGACCAGGCAUACUCGCUCCUUCGCGAACUCCUCGAACUCCUCUCCUUCUGUGACGAUAUUCCGAGCCCCAAUUUCCCCAGGCCAACUAGAGAAGUCUCUCUGUUUGAUCAUCAAGAUGCGUUCAAGCAAGCUCCGCGAGGCGACCAACGCAUCAAAACGCAACAUUUUCACGGAAGACCCUAUCGUGUCCGGACCACGCACGAGCCGUCCAAGAAAGAAGCUGGUGGAAAUCAAUACGAGCGAUGAAGAAGAUUUGAGCGACCAAGAAGAGGACGAGGUUGAUGACGACGACGCAGCCGGUGAUGAGGACGAGGAUGCCGACGCUGAUGGUGACUUGGACAUGGAUGACGCACCGCCUCAACCACCAUCUAGACGACAUGCAAGAGCGGUUGCGAUUUCUACGCCGUCUCGAAGACAAGUCAAGAGCGUUGAGGCCAAGGAGAUGGAGGUAGAAAAUGAUGACGAUGAUGAUGAUGAUGAUGAUGAUGACGAUGAAGAAUUGUCUGAGUUGGAAUCGGAUGCAGAAGGCGAGCCUAACGACGAUGGAAAUGCAGAAUUGGAUGAGGAAGACGAGGAGGGUCUUGAUAGUGAUGACGCCAAUGCAGACAUCGGCAAAAUGACAAAACGGCAAAGAGGGUCAUUGGGCAACGACUUUUUGCAACUGCCAAUGGAGCCCCAGAUAAAGAAGCAUCUGACGGCUGAAGAGCGUGCCAUGCGCCGUGCUGAGAUGGCACGACGGCGGAAGAACCUCAGCGAGAAGCGCAACGAGGAAGAGAAGAUGGACACGAUCAACAGGCUCUUGAGAAAACAACCCCCCAAGAAGCGAGGUCGCGGCGCCGCUGAAGGGACAGACGCUACUCCUGGCGAACAAGAAGCACAAGAGCCUCGAAAACAGAAAGCGGAUCCUACCAUGAUCAGAUGGGUUAGCAAUCGUCAGGGAAGCCAGCUGAGUGUUCCUGAGGAAUGGCUCGGUACUCCUGCAGGGCGUUUGCUUGGGGAAAAUCCAACGGGUUCUAGGAAACUUGUUGAGGAAGUCUGAUGGUAUGCACAUUAUGAAAUGGGUGGAAUGGAGCCCGGCGUAUUUGGGAUAUGGUUCAUUGGUUAAUGUAUGGGGAUUUGCUACAAUUUUCAUCUUCAUUUUUCUUUGCAGGCUAGAUAAGCAGCCACAAGAAGCACUACACAUCAUUGUUAAUGUUAUGAAAGGCGUCAUGCAAUACUUGGAUACUAGCAUAAUCGCCAGCGUGUAUUCCAUGCCAGCCAGUCAUGUAAGAUAUCUGCAGUCCAUAUCGAAAUUUGUAAAUCAGCUUCUCCACUGCAAC
Molecule: messenger RNA, 1754 nt
Organism: Aspergillus ruber CBS 135680
Lineage: Eukaryota; Fungi; Ascomycota; Eurotiomycetes; Eurotiales; Aspergillaceae
Product: PAPA-1-like domain-containing protein
Exons: 3
Coding region: 356-1474 (372 amino acids)
Biological process (GO): chromatin remodeling
Cellular component (GO): Ino80 complex
Source: RefSeq, a predicted model, not a curated record